CCAAUAGAAGAGAUCGUCAGCGUUCGAAAGGGAAGCGGGCCUGCCAAUGGGAAGCGCGCUCCCCCUCAACGGGGAGGAGCCAGGGCGAUGUGUCUGGCUGGCGGAGGAGCGCCCCCUGCCGGCAGGCCCCGCCCCCUCCGAGAUCAUUAUGUCAUUCGGCGGCCCUAAGAGCAGCAGCAGCAGCGCAAGGCGGCAGGAGAGCGGCUUCCCCGUUGCGGUUCCCGGUGGCUCGCUCUCCGCGUCUCCCGUGGUCCCGCGGGCUCGCCAAGGGGAUGCCGCCGCAGCAGCAGGAAGGAGAAGCCGGCUACAUUAGCAAGCCGCUCCCCGGCGGAGCAGCAGCAGGAGGAGGCGCGGGAGGCGGAGAGGUGCCCCCGGUGCCCCCGCGCAGGGUCCGCAGCAGCCGGGCGGCGGCGGCGCUAGGGGCGGCCUUGGGCAGCCGGUGCCGGGCUCCUGGCGCGGGGGGCGGACCGGGGCCCGGAGGAGGAGGAGGCGCGGAGCCCCGGAGGAGCCUCAAGUGCGUGCUGGUGGGCGACGGGGCGGUGGGCAAGACCAGCCUGGUGGUCAGCUACACCACCAACGGGUACCCCACCGAGUACAUCCCCACCGCCUUCGACAAUUUCUCCGCUGUUGUGUCCGUAGAUGGCCGACCAGUGAGACUCCAGCUUUGUGACACAGCCGGCCAGGAUGAAUUUGACAAACUCCGGCCACUCUGCUACACCAACACAGACAUCUUUUUGCUGUGCUUCAGCGUUGUGAGCCCUUCCUCUUUCCAGAAUGUGAGUGAAAAGUGGGUGCCUGAAAUCCGCCGCCACUGCCCCAAAGCACCGAUUAUUCUCGUGGGGACCCAGUCGGACCUCCGGGAGGAUGUUAAAGUCCUCAUUGAGCUGGACAAAUGCAAAGAGAAGCCUGUGGCAGAGGAGGCCGCCAGGCUCUGUGCUGAGGAAAUAAAAGGCACCUCUUACAUUGAGUGCUCCGCUCUGACUCAGAAAAACCUCAAAGAAGUCUUUGACGCAGCCAUUGUUGCCGGCAUUCAGUAUUCGGAUAGCCAGCAACAGCCAAAGAAAUCUAAAAGCAGGACUCCGGACAAAAUGAAAAACCUUUCCAAAUCUUGGUGGAAAAAGUACUGCUGUUUCGUAUAGUGGAUUUUGCAGAGGCCACAAAAAGAAAAUAAUUUCUGAAAAGAUGCCGUCUGAUAUCAAGAGCUACAUUAGCUCAAAAUCUGUAUUUCAGAGUGCAAAGACAAUAUCCUACAACUAUAUCUGCUGCUAAAGCCAUCGGUUUCUGUAGAAGUUGGGGCAAAAAAACAAAAACCAACCCAAAACCACCCUGUUCUGUUUGUCAGGCGGUGGAGUUUCACUGCUAAAAUCGAGUUGCCUCUUUUCAAGGAUGACUAGUUCACUUUCUUGUGAAGUUCAAAGCUAUAUAAAUGCAUAGGCUGUUUGUAGAAGAAGGAGCUAGAAAAUUGCCUCUUUUAAGCAAGCUAUAUGGAUGCAAUGGAGGACUCUGGAAGAAUGGAGCUCUGCAGGUGAAUUUUAGAAAAUGUGUGCCUCAUGGGACUUGGUUUGCAAGCCAGUUUUCCUCAACAUGGUCUUCAAAAAUGAUUCGAUGUGUUCCAGAAACCUUUGUAGUAUUGGUGAAUUAGCAGAAUCUGUACACAAAGUCAACAUACUACUCUUAUGGUGAUGUGCCUCCUUCGUGCGCAGUUUAGGGAUGUUUUAGUCCAGUGAGCUGCUUACAUAACUGGAUCUUGAUGGAUCGCUGACUGACUGAUCCCUCUUGUAUGACAUGAAGUGCAUGCCUGAUGACUUUGCAGAGAAUAAAAUGAUAUUUUGAAUAGCAAUGGGGCUGCUGUACAGUUUAUAGAGAUUCCACAGCAGUUCACUUUUAAUACAUUUGUAAAGGAUAUUCUUUUCUUCUUCUUAAAGAAUGCUCCAGAUCUCUGAGUAAUACCAGCCCCCCCCCCUUGGUGCUCAUUGACCUUAACCAUUAGUCAAGGAUGAUGAUACUUGCAAUCCAAAACAUUAGGCAUGUACCAGAUUGUAGAAGCUGGCCCAUGUCAUCACGUUUACUUCCUAUCUAAUUACAUUAGCUUUCUUUCCAUAGUCAAGAGCCACACAUUUAGGCAUCUCAGAGUUAUUUCAAUACUUGUCAGUAUACAUUAGGCCCUCUACUUUUGCAAGAAUUGGGGGCAGGGGACCCCACUAUUUUGUCUAGGACCAGGUAUCUAAGAAUCUAGAUCUUUCAGAGUAUCUCUACUGAAGUUUAUCAUAGAGUCACAGUGGGGGACCUACAGAUUCCUAGCAAGAACAUACUAAUCAACCCUUCAGACGUUUAACCCAUAAGGGCUGGCUGUUGUGCAAAAUGGAAUUUGGAAGGCUCGUCAGUCAUAAACAUUAAAGCAGGAGUGGAUGAGAAUGUUUAUUUCAAUCAUUUUUUUAUUAGAAUUGCAACAUUUCAAUGCCUUAGAAAGUGGAACUGACAGAUUUUCUUCAGUUGAAUCCUAAAUCCAAUUGCUGGCCUCAAUUAGAGGAAAAUAAUUGAAUCUGUGACAUUUGCAUACCCAUCGACUUCUCAUUCAGCAGCUGAUUGAGUGAAUCUACUCUAGUUGAGACCAGCAGUUGGAUUUAAGCCUAAGAAUUCCACCCACUGAAGGUGAUGGAAAUUUCUUGCAAGCAAAUGUGUAUGGCAUUGCAGUGUCUAAUUACAUGGCCAUGUCUGUUGGCCCUGAUUCAUAAUGUACUGGAAGGUUUUUCUGCCAGUUCUCACAUAGCAAUUAAAAUGUUUAAAAAGUGAUGGAAAUUGCAGGCUGCCUGGGGUUGUAGCUGCUUAGACUAUAAGCUUUGUUCAAGUUUGUAUGGUUUUCCAUGUCACCUUGGACAAAGUGAACAGUGGCUGGACGUGCUGGAUAUUUUUUGUGACUUAAAUCCUUUUUCAGACCAUUCAAAGAAAACAAUGACAGCAAAACUGUUUCCUUUUUGUAAUAGAUUAAACUGGGGAGAGUCUGAUAUGUUGCAGAAUGUUAUUUAUCUUGAUACCUGUCUGUGGGAAUCCCUGUUCUAAUUACAAGAAUGCAAAUUUUGAACUUUUUUUCCGUGUCAGGAGCAACCAGAGUUGCUUCUGGAGUGAGAGAAUUGGCUGUCUGCAAGGACGUUGCCCAAGUGAUGCCUGGAUGUUUUUUGAACUACAAGACGAGGACACAUGUAGGCAAAACAGACUUUUUUGGAAUCCUAAAGUUUGCAGAGCAUUAGGUUAAUGUUUCCUUUUUUUUCUUUUGUUUAUCACCUGAUUUUCUCACCUUUGACUUUAAAGUGGCCUUCGGAAUUGUUCAGUGAUUGUCUUAUGUUGCAACUUGGUCUUGGGUUCAGAGUUAAUAGGGAAUCAAUGGUUUCUUGUUGAUUUUAUGAGCAAGCCAUGGGGAGCCUUGGUCAGACUGGCUCUUCCUCUGUUUCUUCCUCCUUCCCCUUUUAUGAGAAAGAGAAAGGACACAUCUGGUUUCACUUUAAAACUAACCACAGUUCCUUGUGGUGUCUGAACUCAGGGAGGAAUACUUUGUUUAAUUAAUUCUAAUUAAGACAAAACUAAAGUGAAACUAUCGCGGCUUGUUAGCUGUGCAGUCAUCCACAUUUGCAAUUAUGACUUUUACGAAUUCGAUUAUUUACGGAUUUAAUUUAAAUGUUCUGUCUAGGACUUUCUGUGAUCAGCUUCCUCUGGUCAUGUUAAAGGUGAUUUCAAGAAAAAACAUGACUCUAGGAACAUCUUAAGUUCCCCUGUGCAAGUCUAUAGUCAGUUCCCAGCAGAAGUCAACACAGAGUCAUACUGGAAGACAUAGAAAUGCCUAGAGAGGUGUUCUCUCAGAUAAGAAAAUAGCAAUUUAUUUGUUUGCAGUUUUUCACUUCAUGGAGGCCCUACGCCCCUAACCCCAAUGAAUGUGGAGGGUUGACUGUAGUUUACCUUAAAGAGAUCAUAGUUCUUUGAGUUUAGACAUCACAGGGAAAUUGUUUGUUUAACAUUAAAGGUAGAUUCUAUCAGUUUGUACUCUGCUGUGUGCAAAAGCAGAAGGUGAGAACAGUUGUGAGUUCAAGGCUCCCAAUAGAUCUUUCAUGUAGCAGAGAACCUGGAUCAAUUUUGUAUGGGGAUAUUGUCCUAAAAAAUGUAUUGAUGACUUCAUUUUCCUUUUAGGCCUGCCAGGAUGUGUUCCCAGUUUUUAAUGUAGCUUUACAUCGACUCACCUUCCCUCCUGCCCAAAUAAAAUAGAAUUGUUAAAUUUUUACCUUUAAUGCAUACAGAAAAUGUAUCAUUUAAAAAUAAAUUGAAUAAUAAAAAAUAAUAAUUCACA
Anolis carolinensis (green anole) is the source of this 4336-nucleotide messenger RNA. RefSeq names its product ras homolog family member U (gene rhou). The record is from RefSeq and is a predicted model, not a curated record. Gene Ontology annotation, molecular function: GTP binding; GTPase activity; protein kinase binding. Gene Ontology annotation, biological process: endocytosis; establishment or maintenance of cell polarity; Cdc42 protein signal transduction. The transcript is spliced from 3 exons. The coding region runs from base 273 to 1139 and encodes 288 amino acids. Lineage: Eukaryota; Metazoa; Chordata; Lepidosauria; Squamata; Anolidae.